CCUAGGACGCUAUGAAGAUGCCGGUGGCUCGUGCUGAAAAAAGAAAAAUCGUCGAGGACGAACUAAACAUUUCCCUUGGAAUCCCGUCUCGUCGGCGGCCCCGCCUUGGGGCGGGUACUCCUGGUUCCUCCCUCUCCGGUCCUCCUCUCAGGAAGAACUACUCCCCACUCCCAGUUUCCUCUACACAUCGUAAUAGAUUAACUCCUGGUGGAGCGCCAGGGCGGAGCUCUCCUGCCACACCUACUUCUAGUGGGGGAUUCCUAGGGCGGAGUACAUCUGCCAAACCUACUCCAACUCCCCUAGCACCUCCUACAUCUUCUAGUUCUCAAUUCACAGAGUCAUCAUCAAUUCCUAAAACAACAUUCGCCACUCCUAUUUCUUCUUCCGCCACCCCAUCUCUUACCUCCGCCGCAAGUUUAACACCUUCUUCUCAACCUUCCCUCUCCUCCGGUUUAUCAUUCCCCCCGUUCUCCCUCUCCUCCGCCCCCUUUUCCGCCUCGACCCCUUUCUCUCCGCCUGAGCCCAGCCUGUCAUCCGACUCCUUGAAGAUGAAGAGUAAGGUUAGUGAGGUUGUGAGGAGUAGAGGAGUACAGGAGGAGAAGGAUGAGGAGAUACCUUCUCAUCUUACAAAUGAUAUUCCAGUUCUGAAGGUUCCCUCUGCUCUCCCCUCCUUCAAUUUCCAGCCCGCCCAACCCAUCUCAAGCAUGAAGUCCGCCCCUUCUCCUGUCUCUAGUGCAUCCAGCUCCUCACCCUCAAUAAUGUUUUCUUUUAAUAAACCAUCAAAUCCAUGCCAGGACUCUGUCAGCACCAAAGACGCUCCAUCCGUAGUUGUCAAAGACACUGUGAGCUCCAAAGACACCACCAUGGACAAAGUUAAUUCGAAAGACACUGUUAUCUCUAGUGAGACUUGUUUAGAAAUCUACUCGUUCAGAUCUCCAGUGGUUGUAACUAGGAAACAAGGUGUGGGUAGUGUUGGUGCUCACUACUCAUUCACAUCUCCGACCCAUGUCAAGUCUGUGUUGGCAUCCAGAAACUUGGGCGGAAACUUUAAAAGCGCGGCCAUGCCAGACGUGACAUACAAUUUUAAAACCAAAACUGGAGAGGGUAUAAGAGGAGUUGAGAAAGGGGGUUUACCAGAUAUAACUGCUAGUACAGGGUUUGCUCCGGCCAAAACUCUAAAGAUGGGAAGUGUCAUGGAUAUUCUAGGUAAGUUGAUAAAAUUAUAAAAUUAAAAGUAUUGA
Eurytemora carolleeae is the source of this 1241-nucleotide messenger RNA. RefSeq names its product mucin-5AC. The record is from RefSeq and is a predicted model, not a curated record. Bases 12 to 1226 code for a protein of 404 amino acids. Lineage: Eukaryota; Metazoa; Arthropoda; Copepoda; Calanoida; Temoridae. The transcript has 3 exons.